This is a messenger RNA of Cuscuta campestris, 1052 nucleotides long. Lineage: Eukaryota; Viridiplantae; Streptophyta; Magnoliopsida; Solanales; Convolvulaceae. The record is from the annotation of a GenBank genome assembly.
AUCUCCCCUUAUUUAAUAAGAGCCCAUUGCAUCCAACAUAGUCUUUUUACCGUUUAAUUUUAACUCCGUUAUCUACCUGUACAUCGCACUACUGUGUGGGCGGAGGCUUAUUUCUCUUUCACAAUGUUUCUAUUUCUUCAGCCCCUUCGCCUACCCGAUACACCCCUUUUCUUUUCUUUCUUCUUCUUCUUCGUUUUCCUAUCUUUUCUCUCUUUGACAAAAAAUCUGAUUCGGAUUUCCCCAAUCUUUUAAUGAGAUAGUUGCCCUUGUAUCGCUGCUUUGUAUAUAUACUUCCGCCAGGUGAAUGGUUUAUGGGGAAGAUGCCGUUCAUGGGCAGUUUAUGGUAUGCAUCAGAUUCAAGAGAAGUGUGAUGCAGUUACGGUGCUAUUGCUCACUAUUUUUCUCUUUCUGAGCAUACAUUUUUUAAAUGGCUGUGAGAGUUUCUUCAGUGCUGGAAGGAUGGGGAUGCUCCUUACUAUCUUGGUUCUUGUCAUUGUUACCCCUAUUGGAAGCAUUUUAAUCACCUUGGCAGUUACAUCACAGUUUUUUGCAUGGUUGGCUGGUUUAAUACUACGAAGGACCCCAUUAACUCUUGCCUUUGAGGCAUUCGCUGGACUUGUUUCUGGGAUAUUAAUGAGCUUAUAUGUCGUGGAGACUAAUGGGUAUACAACAAUUGGCUUCUUUUUCUUAGCUGUGGUAUGGCUUGCUGUCCUGCGCACUGCACGCAUGCGAUUCGACUAUGGUUUUUUUACUUCUUUGUUGGCUUCGGGGACUUCUCGUGCUUUGAUGUACGAGAACACUAAACCGGGGUUAGUCACUCUCAUGGCAGUUCUCGUCAGUUGCUUCAUUGUCUACAUGAGGGCUGUUUCGGAGGCAAAGGACGGACCGCUUUAAUUUGCUUGGAGCUGAUGUAUGCAUGUGUGAGGCCGUGCCUGCUGUGAGAGGCGAUGGGUUUUAUCUGUCUUUCUACAUUGUAGUUUAAUUUGAUUUGGAUGUUGAUGGAUUAUGGAUAUGACAUCUAGAUGCUGUUUUGUAUGCUUGAUUUGAAAUCU